GUCUGAGGGCGCUGCUAGAGACCGGAAGUGUGUGGUAUUAGUCUGCUGGAUGAAGGAUGGCUGAUGAGGAGGAGACAGUUAAAGCGGAUGCCCCGCUUCCUGUGGCCACUGAUCCUAAGAAGGCUCGCCCUAAAAAAGCUCCAGAGCUUCCUAUAUUAGAGAGGAGGAACUGGCUUAUUCAUCUGCACUACAUCCGAAAAGACUAUGAGACCUGCAAGGCCAUCAUAAAAGAGCAGCUGCAGGAGACUCAGGGCAUGUGUGAAUAUGCUAUAUACGUUCAAGCAAUGAUCCUUCGUUUGGAGGGGAAGAUUCAGCAGUCUUUAGAGUUAUUCCAGAGUUGCGCCAUCCUCAACCCCACCAGCUCAGACAACCUCAAACAAGUUGCCCGCUCCCUUUUUCUCCUAGGAAAGCACAAGGCUGCCAUUGAAGUUUACAAUCAGGCAGCUCGUCUUAAUCAGAAAGACUGGGAGAUCAGCCACAAUCUUGGUGUUUGCUAUAUGUACACAAAGGACUUCAAGAAUGCUGAGGAGCAUCUAAACAUGGCACUACAUUUGAACAAGCAUGACAUGACCUACAUGAUGCUCGGAAAAAUCUACCUGUUAGAGGGACACACUGAAAAGGCUAUAGAUAUCUACAAGACUGCAGUGGAGUUUUCCCCGGAGAACACAGAGAUGCUUACCACACUGGGACUUUUGUACAUGCAGAUUGGCAAAUAUCAGAGAGCCUUUGAACACCUUGGGAAUGCACUGACUUAUGAUCCAAACAAUUACAAGGCUAUCCUGGCAGCAGGCAGCAUGAUGCAGACGCAUGGCGAUUUCGACGUAGCCAUGAAUAAGUAUCGAGUGGCAGCAUUUGCUGUUCCUGAGAGUCCCCCUCUCUGGAACAACAUCGGCAUGUGCUUCUUUGGCAAAAAAAAAUACGUAGCUGCUAUAAGCUGUCUGAAGAGAGCAAACUACCUAUCCCCAUUUGACUGGAAGAUUCUGUAUAAUCUGGGUUUGGUUCACCUUACCAUGCAGCAGUAUGCCUCAGCUUUCCACUUCCUCAGUGCUGCUGUUAAUCUGCAGCCGCGUAUGGGGGAGCUGUACAUGCUGCUGGCAGUUGCCCUGACCAAUUUGGAUGACGCAGACAACGCACGCAGGGCGUACGAACAAGCUGUUCAUCUGGAUGAGUCUAACCCUCUGGUGAAUCUAAAUUUUGCUGUGUUGCUGUAUAAUCAGGGAGACAAGAAGGCAUCACUGCAGCAGUAUCAAGAAAUGGAGAAAAAAGUCAACAUGCUGAUAGAGAGCAACAGCAAAGUUGAUUUUGACCCAGAGCUCAUUGAAAUGGCUCAGAAAAUGGGUGCAGCCCUUCAAACUGGUGAGAAUUUGACCUGGUCCAAACAGAGCAAAGAAUCCAAGAUCAGCCAGCGGUCCUCUUCCAGUAAGCCGUCCUCCUCCCAGCAGCCCCUGGGCUCCAAUCAGGCUCUGGGUCAGGCAAUGUCUUCUGCUGCUGGCUACAGCAAGACUAUGCAGCUGGCUGCAGAACCGGAUGUAAAGAAUGCACCAUCAUCCCUCUCUGAGCCUUCAGGAGAGGCUGAAGAUAAUGGUGAUGAAUCAGCAGAAUCUUCCAAAGCCAAGGAGAAGAAAAAGAGCAAACCCAGAGCAGUGGUCGAGUAGUGUUGCUGCUUUCUACAACAAAAGCUUUGUAGAGUGAGUGUGUGUUUUUAAUGUACUACAUUUUAUUUUGAUAGACAUAUUAAGUUAGGUCUCGCACCUAUAGCUUGGGUGCCAAGCUGGAUAGUCUGCCAUGCACUCACUAAUAAGCAGGGUUAUUAUUAAAGUCACCAGGUCAUGUGAUCAAUUCAAAGAUGACCAGGAAAGAAGCAAACAUGCUACAAUCUGCAAUGCUCAGGAAUAAACCCUACACAUAUAAGUA
Trichomycterus rosablanca is the source of this 1914-nucleotide messenger RNA. RefSeq names its product Bardet-Biedl syndrome 4 (gene bbs4). Gene Ontology annotation, cellular component: ciliary basal body. Lineage: Eukaryota; Metazoa; Chordata; Actinopteri; Siluriformes; Trichomycteridae. The record is from RefSeq and is a predicted model, not a curated record. Bases 57 to 1655 code for a protein of 532 amino acids. Gene Ontology annotation, biological process: cilium assembly; protein localization to cilium. Gene Ontology annotation, molecular function: protein binding. The transcript is spliced from 16 exons.